AUGAGCGGCCCCAUCGAUACCAAGUCUUCGUAUCCUGUCGACUUCCACAUCACCGUCACGACCGCGGAGGACCGCAUGAAUGAUAUUGAGAACAUAUUGAUAGACGCUAUCCGCGGCGCAGGAUGUUCCUACGUACGGGACGUCAGAUGGAGCUCGAGGGCUCAGAGCGUGACUUUCAAGGUUCUGGACGCAAUGGAGCACUCUCAGGGGUCGGACAUGAUAUCAGCGUACCGAAAAGUCGUGGACAGUCUGCUGCAGAUACCGGCUUUUAAUACCGUGUCUACCGAAGCGUUCCAUUAUAAGUUUGUGUUUGAACGCAGAGUUGGGUCUGAAUGA
Metarhizium album ARSEF 1941 is the source of this 336-nucleotide messenger RNA. RefSeq lists its product as uncharacterized. The transcript has a single exon. The record is from RefSeq and is a predicted model, not a curated record. Bases 1 to 336 code for a protein of 111 amino acids. Lineage: Eukaryota; Fungi; Ascomycota; Sordariomycetes; Hypocreales; Clavicipitaceae.